Molecule: messenger RNA, 906 nt
Organism: Pseudozyma flocculosa PF-1
Lineage: Eukaryota; Fungi; Basidiomycota; Ustilaginomycetes; Ustilaginales; Ustilaginaceae
Exons: 5
Coding region: 1-906 (301 amino acids)
Biological process (GO): fatty acid elongation, monounsaturated fatty acid; sphingolipid biosynthetic process; very long-chain fatty acid biosynthetic process
Cellular component (GO): endoplasmic reticulum membrane
Molecular function (GO): fatty acid elongase activity
Source: RefSeq, a predicted model, not a curated record
AUGGUCUCGUCGGUCAUCUACGACUCGGUCGUGGCGGCGCUGCCUCGCAGCCUCACCGCCAACGUGCCCACCUACCUGCUCGCAUGGGAGGCCGGCAAGACGCCCCUGUCGACGUUCCCCUCGCUGGUUGCCGCCAUCGUCACCUACCUCGCCGUCAUCUUUGGUGGCCGCGAGCUGAUGAAGAACAGGCCCGCCUUCAGCUCCAGCAUCAAGAUCCCCUUCCUCGUCCACAACCUCGCCCUCACCUUUGGAAGCGCGCUCCUCCUCGCCCUCAUGCUCGAGGAGGUCGUCCCGAUCUGGCGCAGGAACGGCUUCUACUACGCCAUUUGCGGAGAGGGCGCCUGGACCAUGAAACUCGAGACCUACUACAUCAUCAACUACUACUUCAAGUUCUGGGAGCUGAUCGACACCGUCUUCCUCGUCCUCAAGAAGAAGCCCCUUGCUUUCCUUCACGUGUACCACCACUCGGCCACGGCCGCCCUCUGCUUUAGCCAGCUGCACGGCAAGACGAGCGUCUCGUGGGUCGUCAUCUGCCUCAACCUCGCUGUGCACGUCCUGAUGUACUUCUACUACGCCCUCACCUCGCUCAAGAUCCGCUGCCCCUGGAAGAAGUGGGUGACGACUGCGCAGAUUACGCAGUUUGUCAUUGACCUCUUUAUCGUCUACUUUGCGUCGUACAACUACUUCGUCUACACCUACUUCCCCAACGUGAUCCACUAUGGCACGUGCGCGGGCAAGGAGCACGCGGCGUUUUCGGGCAUGGCGUGCCUCACGAGCUACCUCUUCCUCUUCAUCGCGUUCUACAAGAAGACGUACAACCAGGCGCAGGCCAAGAAGCGCGCGGCGGCCAACGGCAAGGCGGUCGGCAACGGCCACGCCGCCAACGGAUCCGUCAAGGCGCAAUAG